AUGGUGAAACUCAAGGGUGCGGGGCACACUGGAGGCCCUUCUCACACUACUGCUGAGCUCUCGACCGUGGAAUUUGAUUUCCAAAUUCUCAAGGAUGAAACCACGGCCAGGAUCGGAGCCAUUCAGGGGUCGGUGGCGACGGUUCAAGACUCGGUCGCGGCUUUGCGUGCAAAAUUAUUGGAGGAGAUACGUUUAAUGCGAGCUGAGGCUCAACAACCUCAAUUGCAGACGGGAUCUCCUCAAAUCAGCUUUGGCACUCUACCUCCUGUGGCUAGCACACCGAUCUCUACCUCUCCUGCCUCUACUGCGGCCGCUUCUACAGCCUCUCACACGGAGAGUAUGGGUAGCAGUCCUAAACCUAAUUCAUCGAAUCCUCCUCUAACUUUAGGUGAACAUGAUGUGGUGCUUGGAUUUGCUAGUGAAGUAUACUCUAAAUUGAUAAAUGCUGAUGGUAUUGUGCAAACUACUGGUGCUAAAACUCGAGAAACUGUUGUUUUGCAUAGUACAAUGGGUGAUACUGCUGUUAAUUUGAACAAUGCCUACUCCACCCAGAUGCCAUAUUUUUGGAACAAUAAUGGUGGCUCACAGCCCUUUGGUCAAUUUGUUGGACCUAUUUUGAAGGCUUUUGCAGGUUAUUCCCAAGCAAUUGGUUAUGUUGGUCAACCAUCCUAUGGUUCUGCUCCUACUUCACAUUUUAGUGACACUAAUCCUUUUACUAUGAAGUACUCCGGACCUUACUCACAUUCACCCAUUAAUUUCAUAUCUGUAGCACAACCUACCCAGCCAUUUGCUAGCCCUACAUAUCUGAACCAAUCUCUCCCUUCCCAUCAUCAAACUCUUACUGGUGCCUCUGGCUUCCAUUCCCAUCAGCCUUCUAUGCAGGCUGCGACAAAUUUGGGAGCUCAAAUGUUUCAACCUUAUUACCCUACACAGCUGCAGCCCCAACCACAAUACACUUUGCAACAACACCAGCAACCCUUUGAUCCACAGUUACCUACCAUGAAGCAAAUGAGGUUGGAGUUUGGUAAUUUUGGGGGAGGUGAUCCUGUUGAAUGGCUCAACAAGGCAGAGCAAUUUUUUGAGUUUUACAAAAUUCCUGAAGACAAAAAACUUGCCAUAGCCACUAUGCAUCUCACUGACAAAGCCUCAGAUCGAUGGUUUAUGUUUAAGCACGAGUUUCCUUAUACUUGGCAAGGCUUAGCUGAUCUUUUGAUGAGGGAAUUCAGUGGCCAUAAUGUCAUUGAUUACCAGGCUGCAUUGGCUAGAAUGUCUCAAACUGGAAGUGUAGAAGAGUACAAAGAGCAGUUCACAAAACUUUCAAGGAGAGCACCAGGGUUCUCUCAACAAGUCUUGUUGUCUUGCUUUUUAGGAGGAUUAAAGAGUGAAAUAAGAGCUGAUGUGAAGGCUCAAAAGCCUAGAACACUAUAUGAAGCUUGUGAGUUGGCUAGAAUCUAUGAGGAAAAGGAGGCAUCUCACAAGGGUCUGAACAAAUUCAAUCAAGGCCAAAGAACAUUUCCCACUCCCAAUUUCGGCAAUCAGUUCAAGUCUAUUACACAUGGUGGCUCCAGUAACCAAGCUAAACCAACAACAGUGGUACAACAUAGACCUGCUGUACAAACUAACAACAAUGUUGUUGGACACAGAAGGCUAUCUCAAGCGGAGUAUCAAGAAAGAAGGGCAAGGAAUCAAUGUUUUUUUUGUGAUGAAUUAUUCCGGCCUGGUCAUAACUGCAGAAAGGGACAAUUGAUGGUGAUUGAGGUAGUGCAGGAAGAAAUAGAGUUAGCUGGACCAACAGUUAAUGAAGUCAUUGAAGAACAUGUUCAGCUUGAUGAAGGCACUAUUGAACCUGAGGUUCAGUUGCAGGUGAUGGGGGAGCAAGACAAUUCUGACACAAUGCAAGUAAAAGGAUGGUUUAACAAGAAAGUAGUGCAUGUCUUAAUCGACACAGGAGCCUCCCAUAAUUUUAUUCAUCCAUCAUUACUCAAAAAAUAUAAGGCUCAGAUUGUCGACAUUAAGCCACUCAAAGUGAGAUUGGCUAGUGGGGCUCUCAUGCAAACUAAAGGCCAGGUGAGUUGUGAAGUGGUUCUUGGAGCAGCUUGGCUCAGGACAUUGGGAGACAUAACUUGGAAUUUUGAAACAAUGAAGAUGCAGUUCCAUUCUAACCAAGUUAAAUAUGUGUUACAAGGGGAGACAAAAUCUCAAGCUUCUGUUGUAAGCUGCAAAUCCAUGUCCAGGUUGUUGAAGAAAGAAAAAGAAGCAGUACUAGUACAAUUGAGUCCAGUUUCUGUGCAGGGUGCCAAGGCAGCAGUACAUCCUGAGAUCCUUAAGUUGGUACAGCAGUAUACUGAGAUUUUUCAGCCUCCAACAACCUUACCACCAGCUAGAGAGCAUGAUCAUAGGAUUGAGUUGUUACCUAACACCACAGCUAUCAAUGUUAGGCCUUACAGGUAUCCACACUUCCAAAAAUCUGAGAUUGAGAAGAUUGUGCAAGAAAUGUUAGCCAAUGGAAUCAUUAGACCAAGUGUAUCUCCUUUCUCAUCUCCUGUCAUUUUGGUCAAAAAGAAGGAUGGCACAUGGAGGAUGUGUGUGGACUAUAGAUCCUUAAACUCUGCCACUGUGAAGGACAAGUACCCUAUACCAGUAGUAGAUGAGCUUAUUGAUGAAGUGCAUGGGGCUUCCAUUUACACCAAACUUGAUCUAAGAUCUGGAUAUCACCAGAUUAGAAUGUGUGAAGCUGAUAUCAAUAAGACGGCAUUUAGGACACAUUCAGGACAUUAUGAGUUUUUGGUGAUGCCCUUUGGUGCUAACAAAUGCCCCAUCCACCUUUCACAAAAUUUUCUAAAGGUCAAAGAGAGCAAAUGCAACUUUGGAGUGUCUCAAGUAGAGUAUUUGGGACACAUAAUCAGUGUUGAAGGAGUAGCAGUGGAUCCAUCCAAGAUUGACUGCAUAAAAAAAUGGGAAAAACCAAGAACAUUGAAAGGCUUAAGAGGAUUCCUUGGCUUAGCAGGAUAUUAUCGGAAGUAUGUCAGGAAUUUUGGGAUGAUAGCUAAACCUCUUACAGAUAUGCUCAAGAAAGACAAUUUCAAGUGGAGUGAAGAAUCAGAAAAGGCCUUUGAGUCACUCAAGCAAGCUCUCAUCUCUACACCUGUUUUAGCAAUCCCAGAUUUUAACAAGGAAUUUGUAGUUGAGUGUGAUGCUUCUGACAAGGGCAUUGGUGUUGUGCUUUCACAAGAGGGUCACCCUGUAGCAUUCUUGAGUAAGGCCUUGGCCCCAAGACACACCACCUUAUCAGUUUAUGACAAGGAGAUGAUGGCAGUAGUUUAUGCAGUCCAACAUUGGAGACCUUAUCUACUUGGACAUCACUUUAAAAUCUACACUGAUCACAGGACAAUUGAACAUUUUUUGAAGCAAAGAAUUACUACUCCAGCUCAACAAAAGUGGCUACUCAAGUUAAUGGGGUAUGAUUAUUCCAUUUUUUAUAAAGCUGGCAAAAACAAUGCCGCACCUGAUGCCCUAUCAAGGAACCUUGAUCUGUCUACUCUGACUGGUGUCUCACAACCUAUCCACAAGUUUGUGUUGGAUAUUCAAGCAACCUGUUUGUCAGAUCCUGAAGCUGCCACAAUUAUCCAGGACUUACAGCAGAACAGGGAGAGCAGAAAGCACUAUGCUAUGCGUGAUUCUCAGCUUUUUUUAUAA
Rosa rugosa (rugosa rose) is the source of this 3696-nucleotide messenger RNA. RefSeq lists its product as uncharacterized. Gene Ontology annotation, molecular function: aspartic-type endopeptidase activity. The transcript has 3 exons. The record is from RefSeq and is a predicted model, not a curated record. Gene Ontology annotation, biological process: proteolysis. The coding region runs from base 1 to 3696 and encodes 1231 amino acids. NCBI's taxonomy places the organism in Eukaryota, Viridiplantae, Streptophyta, Magnoliopsida, Rosales, Rosaceae.